UUCACAAUAUGAUAUAGAUACAUCUCAAGAUUGAGCUUUUGUGAAUUAACUUACUUUGACGCUCAAAAUAUAUUGAGGAUUGAUUCCCACAAGAGUUUGUUUUUGUAUACUACAAGUAUCGACUUCUUUAUUUAAAGCCGCUGAAAAUGUGUUUGUGUAUGUGAUUCUGUCUAAAAAGAAAGAAUAAAAAAGUUAAGGCAAUAAAAGAAAAAUGGUUGAAUCAAAAAGAUAUUCAUCCUCGUCUACAGAUACUGCUAGUGUUAGUGAUUCACCGGAACCAAAUACUCCAGCAAAUAAAUCACCUAACAAUUCUAAGCUGAACGUUUCUGCAGCAAAUCGUCGUCCACGUUAUUAUUCAUUUAAUCAACAACAAAAUAAUCCUGAACAAAAUCUUAACAAAAAUGAAUUAAAACAUUAUCCAAUUGAAUCAGAUCAAAAUGCUUUGAAUUUCAAUUCUAUAAUUAUAAAUAAGAAAUCUCAUUUAUCAUCUGUUCAUGAUAUAUCAAUUAUAAAACCGAUAGAAAAUAAUAGUAAUAAACAUAUUACUGAAAUGAAACAAAAUAACAUUAAUUCAAUGAAUGAUUAUCAUGGAUUAUCAUCAUUGGAUAAAGAUAUACAUCUUCACACUGAUCAUAACAAUAAUAAUAAUAUUAAUAAUGAUAAAUUAAAAUUAAAUAAUUAUACUAUAGGAUCUAUCACACAAAUACAUUAUGAUGGUUGUGAAACACAGGUGAAUGAUCCACCAAAACGUGAAGCCAAACAAAACAGUAUUAUAACAAUUUUUACGAUAUGGAAUACAAUAAUGGGUACAUCGAUUUUGGUAAUGCCAUGGGCUAUACAACAAGCUGGUUUCGCUUUGGGUAUAUUUUUAAUUAUAUUUGUCGCAUUCAUUGCUUGGUAUUGUGCUUAUCUUGUAUUGAAGGCAACAGAAGAUUUGAAAAUUAUACAAAAUACUCGUUCAUCUGCUGACAUUGAGUUUACAGACGUAUGUCAAUAUCAUUUAGGAAAACCUGGUUACAUUUUGGCAAUCUCAUUUUCUAUGUUAGCUCUUUUUGGUGCAAUUAUAGUCUAUUAUGUUUUAAUGUGUAAUUUCCUAUAUUACACUGGGGAUUUUAUUUACAAUAAAAUAAAUAAUGUGAAUAAUUCACAUUUAGAUCAAACAUUUACAUUAUGGAAUAAAACGUAUACAGGUGCUACAUGUUCCAACUUACCAUUUGUUCCAAAUAAAGAUCAUGAAAAUAUUACAACACCUUUGAAUUAUAAUCAUGAAGCAUUUAACAAUUCAUUGAACACUGACCAUAUUUCUACUUAUAAUCGUUUAUGGUCAAAAACUCGUACUGUUCCAGCAUGGCUUUUAAUCAUUGUUGUUCCAUUGAUUUCUAUUAAAUCACCUACAUUUUUAAGUAAAUUCAAUGCACUUGGUACUAUUUGUGUAUUCUAUCUGGUCAUAUUGGUUUGUUUGAAAGCUGGUCAAUGGGGAAUAAAUAUGGAUUUUUCAUCUAAACAUCCUUAUAGAAUUGUACCCCAAGCACAAACUACAUUCAUUAGUUUAACUGGUAUAUGUUCACUGGCAUUUUUCUGUCACAACACAUUACAUACAUUAACACGUAAUCAAAAACGACCGGAGAAUAAUACUCGAGAUGUGGCUAUUGCAUUUCUUCUAGUAGCAGCGACUUAUUUGUCUAUCGGUUUAAUAUUCUAUUGCACUUUUCCAUUAGCAAAAUCAUGUAUUGAAGAUAAUCUUCUAAACAAUCUAGUAACAGAUAUACCAGUAUUCAUUGGUCGUUUCUUUUCACUUUUACAAAUGUUCACUGUAUUUCCAAUGAUUCUUUAUGUUUUACGUGUACAAAUUAUGACUGCUAUAUUCAAAAAACCAUAUCCAGGAUUUAUUCAUGUUACUGUAUUACAUGUGUUUAUUCUUGGACUGUCAUUAACGUUUUCAAUGUUAAUGCCGAGUAUUGGUACCAUAAUUCGAUUUAGUGGUUCAUUAUGUGGUCUAGUAUAUAUGUUUACACUUCCACCAUUAAUUUAUCUACUUAAUAAACGUACAUUAACUCAUUUACAAAAUGAUGGUCAUAUUAAAAUAUCUGAAAUUCAUUCAGAGAAAUUAUUAAAUGGUAAUUAUCAUUUAAAUGGUAUGAAUUCUAUAAAAAAUUUUAAAGAUGAUCAUUUACCAUUUCAUGAAUUACAAAUUGAUAAUCAUAGUGAUACAAUAUCAAUAAUAAAAAUUAAAUUAUUAUCAGAACAUGAUACAAUUAAAUAUUGGUUUAUUGUUUCUAUUCAUGUAUUCAUUAUGUUAUUAGGUUUAUUAAAUUUUAUUGGACAAUUUACUGUAUUUUUUAUUGGAUCUAAUAAGAAACAAAUUGUAUCAUCAACAAAUAGUUAAAUGUAAACAUUCAUACACACACACACGCACACACACACACACAUACAUGAACACACAUGGAUACGCACAAAACCGCAUACAAUACUUUCUAAUAUCUAAUCCUUUAAUUCACUAUUACAUAGUUGCCUCUAUUAUAUUACAUAAUCAUUAUGCACUAAUGUCAUCACUGAUAGAUCAAUAGAAUAGAAUAGAAUAUCAGUUGGAUCCCAAGUAGUUCAUUCAUAUUUAUUCAAUUAAUGAUUCGUUUAAAUUCAUCAAAUGAUAUACUAAAAUUUAUUUCACAUAUACACAUCAAUAUUCAAUUUAUCUUAUAGUAGAAUAAUAAUUAUGAAGAGAAGACUGUUUUCUUUUCCAACAUAUUUAUACAAUUUGUUUAUAUGUAUUUAUUUAUGUAUCUGUGUAGAUUAGGCGCCUUUUUUUUUAAAAAAAUAUUAAAUUACUGUUUUUGUAAUUAGUCAGCUGAUUUAUUUAUUGAAUAAAAUUUAAUCCCCCCUCCCCUUUUUUUUAAAAAAAAACUAUGAUCAAUUAUUGUAAUUUUAUAUUGAUAAUUUUCAUGUUUCCUUUUUUUUUUCUUUUUUUUUAAAAAAAAACCCGACAACCUUUUAUCUUUUUGCCUUAGAAACAAAAAAAUCAUUUUUAAAAAAAAAAUUGUCAAAAUAUUUUAAUCAUAAUUAUAUUAGAAUUAUUGAUAUAAUUUCUUGAUUUAAAAAAAAAUAUAAAUUUGUUGGAAAAAAAA
Molecule: messenger RNA, 3122 nt
Organism: Schistosoma haematobium
Lineage: Eukaryota; Metazoa; Platyhelminthes; Trematoda; Strigeidida; Schistosomatidae
Exons: 14
Coding region: 212-2386 (724 amino acids)
Biological process (GO): amino acid transmembrane transport
Molecular function (GO): amino acid transmembrane transporter activity
Source: RefSeq, a predicted model, not a curated record